Messenger RNA from Drosophila takahashii, 1643 nucleotides. Its product is annotated as luciferin 4-monooxygenase. The record is from RefSeq and is a predicted model, not a curated record. Gene Ontology annotation, molecular function: long-chain fatty acid-CoA ligase activity. Gene Ontology annotation, biological process: long-chain fatty acid metabolic process; fatty-acyl-CoA biosynthetic process. NCBI's taxonomy places the organism in Eukaryota, Metazoa, Arthropoda, Insecta, Diptera, Drosophilidae.
UCACCAUGAGCUGUGAGGUGCACUACGAUGCCGCUUCGCGCACCUGGUUCGGUCCGCGGGGCAAGGACUUCUACGGUCCGGAGAUGACCCUCGGCGAGGUCAUCAUGCGCGUGCUCCAGAUCAACGCCGAUCAGGUGAUGCAGCUGUGCGAUCCCACGGGUCAGGAGCUCACCGGUGGUCAGCUGGCCCAGCAGAGUGCCCGCAUCGCCCAGGCCUUCAAGAGAUUGGGCUUAAGGAGGGGCGAUGUCGUCGGCAUCUCGGCGAAUAACUCCACCUACCUGACCAGCGUGGUCAUCGCGGCCCUGCUCCGUGGAAUACCUAUUAACCCACUGCAUCCGGAGUUUACAGAGGAGACCGUUAAGUACAUGUAUGACAUUACCGAGCCCAAGGUAAUCUUUUGCGAUGUGGAGAACUAUCCCGUUAUAAAGUCGGUUAAUGAGAGGUUAAUCAAUCCCGCCAAGAUUUAUCUGGUCAAUGGAGAAAUAGAUGGAGUACUCGACAUAAGCAUGCUGCUGAAUGAUGAUGAGUGCAUUACGGCUGCUGCUUAUGUACCUUGCCCAAAAUUGCACGGAGAUCACACGGCCUUUAUUGUUUGCUCCUCGGGAACUACGGGGAUGCCAAAGGGUGUGACCCGAUCCCAUCGCAGUUUACUCUGUAAUUGCAAAAACCCCAAUACCUACACCAGGGAUAGUGUUCUGCUCUCGUUCAGUCCCCUCUACUGGAUAUCGGGAACCAUUAUUCUGCUGGCCUCCCUCCUCAACGGCUGUCGUCGGAUCAUCACCCAUCGUCCCUACAGUGUGGAGUAUCUCCUCCAGCUGGUGGCGAAUCACAAGGUGACCUUCCUGUUCCUGGCCUCCCACCAGAUAGCCCUGCUCUCGAAAUACGAGAGUGAUGUGAUGCAGCUGAAGGCACAGCUGCAAUCCGUGAGGGUUCUGAUUGGUGCUGGAUCCAAGGUUUGCAAGGCGGUGUCCCGCCGGAUGUACGAGUUGAUUGGCAGCCAGAGGUUCAUCGUGGGCUAUGGACUUUCUGAGAUGGGAGGGUUGAGCAAAAAUGUGGGUGGCCCAGUGGGUUGUGAGGGCAAGGUGAUGCGAAAUGUGGAACUGCGGGUGCUGGACAAACUGAAGAUGCCACUGGGCAUUAAUGAGGUAGGCAUCGUCUAUGCCCGAUUGCGCUACAAGUGGGAGGGUUACUACCGGAAUCCCGAGGCCACCAGGAGGGCCCUCAGCUCGGAUGGCCUGUGGUUCCGCACCGGGGACAUUGGUUACCUCGACAGCGAGGGUCACCUGUACAUCCAGACCCGCGACACCGACGUCUUCAAGUUCAAUAACUUCCAGAUCUACCCGGAGCAGAUCGAGGAGUUCAUCCUGCGGUUGCCCGGUGUCAAUGAGGCCUGUGUCUUUGGUAUCCCCGACCAUGUGUCCACCAAUCUCACUGCCUGUGCCGUGGUUCGGACUAAAAGUCCCGAGGGAGAGCGCCUCACGGGAGAUCACAUCCGGAAUAUUGUAGAGAGGCACUUGAGUGGAGCGUAUCACAUUCGAGGAGGUGUAUAUUUCAUCGACAGUCUGCCAAAAACACCCAAUGACAAGCUACAGAGGCGAAAAGUCAUGGGCCUAAUUCAGCAGCUCAAAAUCGAAGCUCAAUAA